AUGAAAUGUUGUGAAAAGGAAAAAGAAUUUUGUCUGUAUAUAUUGUGUGUUACUUGUAGACAAUCAGUCAGUAGUUUAACCAAUUUUCCACAAUUGAGAAUUAAGACAAAGGUGGAUAAAGCGUCAUCAGCCCCAGCUAGAUCGAGUGGAUCCCGGCUAGAAGAAGCAGCAGUAGCAGCAACCAACAACAGUACGAACAAUUUUAACACACCAAUACUCUUUUCUAUUUUCUACGCCGGUUUUGACAGUAUAGUAAUACUUGUUCAAUUGGUCUGUGAAAAUGGUUCUACAAAUGCAACGUCUGUCUGUCCGGAUUUUCAGUCAUUUGUUGUUAUCUUUUAUUCAUCGACUACAAAUGAAACCACUGCACUAUUAAUUCCACGUUCAAUUGCCAAUUGUGAAUUAUAUUCAGAUGCAACAGAUUCACAUAUUAUAAAUGACUGUCCCGUAUUUCAGUUAGAUACAUCGAAUAUUCUAUGUCGUUUUUCUCUGACUUUACCGAGUGCUUAUGUACCAUAUUUAAUUAGUAUUCGCACACAGUUUACAGACGGUACACAAAGUAAUGAUACAACAUAUACAUCAUUAGUUAAGAGUGAUUUAAUACUUACACCAGAACUGUUGAAUAAGCUGUACAAUGUUGAUCAUGAGAAUACUUAUCAUAAAUUUAAUAGACAAGCAACAAAUCUAUUAUACUAUUUCAACGACUAUUUUAGUCCAACUGAUUUCGAAUUAUUUUCAGACAUCUAUGGUAAGAAUAUUACAAAUAAUGUUCUCGGUAACAUCUACGGUUUUAAUGAUCCAACAAAUCCGGGUAGUGAAACACAACUUGAUAUGGAAUAUUUAAGUUCAAUGAGUAGUGGGGUAGCGACGGAUUAUAUCAAUAGUCAGCAAAUUACAGAGGCGGCUGUUGGUGCUACAACUUUUCAAUUAUCAUCUUUGGAUUGUCGUCCAAACAGUUUACAAAUCUUUGUUCAACAGAAAUUGCACAAUCAACAUCAAAUGUUACAGGGUCGUUAA
Molecule: messenger RNA, 1017 nt
Organism: Didymodactylos carnosus
Lineage: Eukaryota; Metazoa; Rotifera; Eurotatoria; Philodinida; Philodinidae
Source: the annotation of a GenBank genome assembly